AUGGCAGCUUUCAACCUCACCACUUCUGACUCUUCAAUAUUCAUCUUAGCGGGCAUCCCUGGCCUGGAAGCUGCUCACAUCUGGAUGUCCCUCCCUUUCUUUACCUUUUACAUUAUCUGCCUGUUGGGAAAUUUCACGGUUCUAUUUGUUGUAGGCAAAGAGCAGACCCUGCACAAGCCGAUGUACCUGCUGAUCUGCAUGCUGGCACUCACAGACAUUGGCAUGUCUACCUCUGUAGUGCCUAAAGCACUGUUUAUAUUUUGGUUCAAUUUGAAAGGAAUUACUAUGGAUGGCUGUCUCACCCAGGUGUUCUUCCUUCAUGCGAUUGCUGUUAUGCACUCAGCCAUUCUUGUGACAAUGGCCUUUGAUCGCUACAUUGCCAUAUGUGAUCCUCUGAGGUAUGCCACCAUCCUCACCAAUGCACGAAUAGCUAAGCUAGGGCUUGUGGGUUUGACAAGAGCUGUUCUCUUCAUCCUGCCGGAGCCCCUGUUCUUGAGGAGGCUGCCAUUCUGUGCCAACCACAUUGUCCCCCACACGUACUGCACACACAUGACUGUGGCAAAGAUGUCAUGUGGGGACAUCACAGUCAACAGGACGUAUAGCUCAGUGACAGCGUUUGUAGUCAUCGGGUUAGACCUGACGCUCAUUGCCUUAUCCUACAGUCUGAUUGUCAGGGCCAUCCUCAGAAUCUCCUCCAAGAAAACCCACCUGAAAGCCCUCAAAACCUGCACAGCCCACAUCUGUGUGAUGGUGAUGUCUUAUACUCCCUCCCUUUUCUCCACUCUGACACAGCGGUUUGGUCAGGACAUUGCUCCCCACGUUCACAUCAUCUUGGCCAACUUCUAUUUCUUCAUCCCCCCCAUGCUCAACCCUAUCAUUUACGGGGUCAAAACCAAAGAGCUUCGUGACAAAGUGGGCAAAUACACCUGCAGAAUAUGA
This is a messenger RNA of Dermochelys coriacea (leatherback sea turtle), 939 nucleotides long. RefSeq names its product putative olfactory receptor 52P1. Gene Ontology annotation, molecular function: olfactory receptor activity; G protein-coupled receptor activity. The record is from RefSeq and is a predicted model, not a curated record. NCBI's taxonomy places the organism in Eukaryota, Metazoa, Chordata, Testudines, Dermochelyidae. Gene Ontology annotation, biological process: G protein-coupled receptor signaling pathway. The coding region runs from base 1 to 939 and encodes 312 amino acids. Gene Ontology annotation, cellular component: membrane. The transcript has a single exon.